AUGGAUUCAGUGCAGUGGCCGCGUAAUGUUAUAAAGAAAGUGCAAAAUGUAAAUGAAGAGGCGGCGAUCAGCCGAGAUCAGGAUGGAUUAACCCCGAUUAUGAGAGCAGUUCAAGUUGGUGGUAUAGAUACAGUUAAGAUAUUGGAUGAACUUAACCCAGAAGCGUCAAAAAUUGUUGACAUUAAUGGCCAGACACUCUGGCACAAGUUGGUCAAUCAACCAUCAUACAUGAUAGAGAAAUUCGUUAAUGACAUUGGAAAAAAAUAUCAUUUGAUAGAUCUGUUUAAAAUCCAAAACAAGGAGGGGAAAACACCAUUACAUCUGGCGCUUGAAUCUCGAUGCUUUACUCAUGCACGUCUUUUUCUCCAGUGUGCACCUGAUGAAUGGUCAUCUACAAAAAGAUCGGAAUGGAUGAUAAAACUCCUAGAAAUACAAGACGGAGAUGGUAUCACUUCCGGCGAUCGAUUGUCAUCUAUUUCAGAUCUUCCGCAAGAUUUUGUAGAAUUGUUGAGGAGACAUGCAUUAGUUGUUGGUAUUCGAAGUAUUUGGGGCGUUCCUACAUCACAAAUUAGUGAAUACGCAAACACAAUGGGUGUUGUAGCAGCUCUCAUCACGACAAUAACGUUCACAGCAGCAUUUACAGUUCCCGGUGGACUAGUCCAAGAUAAAGGGAGUCCAAUAUUUAUAAGAAAGGCAGCAUUUCAAGCUUUUAUGAUCUCGGACAUAUUGGCAAUGUGCCUAUCAAUGAUGGUCUUAUUUUGUUUGCUUUGGGUCGUCGCUACAACAGAUAAAAGAAAAUCAGUGGUGUUGAUAGAUUUCAGCAUGUUUUUGCUUCUAUUGGCAUUCUAUGCUACUCUAGUCACUUUCAUGACGGGAGUGUAUGUUACAACCAUCCACGACAAUCCUUGGAUCGCCAUCAUCACUUUAAUUCUGUGCUCUUUGUUGAUGUUGCUUAUGCACAAAAAAUUCGUCAUGAACUGUUUGGUUCCUGCUGUCGAAGUAGGACUUAGGUCCGGUUGGAUGAAGUGGCCGAAAGUUCGAUCGAUGGGCAAUAGUAAUCACCAUCAAAGGCAUCAAUAA
This is a messenger RNA of Chenopodium quinoa (quinoa), 1080 nucleotides long. RefSeq names its product protein ACCELERATED CELL DEATH 6-like. The transcript has 2 exons. NCBI's taxonomy places the organism in Eukaryota, Viridiplantae, Streptophyta, Magnoliopsida, Caryophyllales, Amaranthaceae. The record is from RefSeq and is a predicted model, not a curated record. Bases 1 to 1080 code for a protein of 359 amino acids.